Oryzias melastigma (Indian medaka) is the source of this 4518-nucleotide messenger RNA. RefSeq names its product SLIT-ROBO Rho GTPase activating protein 3 (gene srgap3). NCBI's taxonomy places the organism in Eukaryota, Metazoa, Chordata, Actinopteri, Beloniformes, Adrianichthyidae. The transcript has 22 exons. The record is from RefSeq and is a predicted model, not a curated record. Gene Ontology annotation, molecular function: protein binding. The coding region runs from base 67 to 3375 and encodes 1102 amino acids. Gene Ontology annotation, biological process: negative regulation of cell migration; signal transduction. Gene Ontology annotation, cellular component: cytoplasm.
GGACGGAAGAGAGCGGAAAGUCCUCGGCCAUAACAGGGGGGUCCUCUGCCCACAAACCGUGGAGCCAUGUCAUCGAAAUUCAAGAAGGACAAGGAGAUCAUAGCGGAGUACGAGACCCAAGUGAAAGAGAUCCGUAACCAGCUGGUGGAGCAGUUCAAAUGCUUGGAGCAGCAGUCCGAGUCCCGGAUCCAGCUGCUGCAGGAUCUGCAGGAAUUCUUCCGCCGCAAAGCUGAGAUCGAGCUGGAAUACUCCCGCAGCCUGGAGAAGCUGGCUGAGAGGUUCUCCUCCAAGAUCCGCAGCUCCAGAGAGCACCAGCAGUUCAAGAAGGACCAGCACCUGCUGUCCACGGUGAACUGCUGGUACCUGCUGCUGAACCAGACGAGGCGCGAGAGCCGAGACCACGCCACCCUCAGCGACAUCUACACCAACAACGUCAUCGUGCGUUUGGCCCAGAUCGGCGAGGACGUCAUCCGCCUCUUUAAGAAGAGUAAGGACAUUGGGAUCCAGAUGCACGAGGAGCUGGUGAAGGUGACAAAUGAACUCUACACUGUGAUGAAAACAUACCACAUGUAUCACACUGAGAGCAUCAGCGCAGAGAGCAAGCUGAAAGACGCCGAAAAGCAGGAGGAGAAGCAGUUCAGCAAAUCCGGAGAUCUCAACGUCAAUCUUCUCCGCCACGAAGACCGCCAACCGAGACGGAGCACCGCCAGGAAGAUAGAGAAGAUGAAAGAGAAGAGGCAAGCCAAGUAUUCAGAGAAUAAGCUGAAAUGCACAAAAGCCCGGAACGACUAUUUGUUGAACCUGGCAGCAACAAAUGCCGUGGUGGCAAAAUAUUACAUCCACGACGUCUCUGAUAUGAUCGAUUGCUGUGAUCUGGGCUAUCAUGCCAGCUUGGCACGCACUUUCAGGACCUAUCUGUCUGCAGAGUACAACCUAGAGACAUCACGCCACGAGGGACUGGACAUCAUCGAGAACGCGGUUGACAACCUGGACUCCCGCAGCGACAAGCACAAGAUCAUGGAUAUGUAUAACCAGGUGUUCUGCCCUCCGAUGCGAUUUGAAUACCUGCCCCACAUGGGAGAUGAGGUGUGCCAGGUCAGCGCACAGCAGCCGGUUCAGACCGAACUCCUGAUGCGAUACCACCAGCUACAGUCUCGCUUAGCAACCCUGAAGAUUGAGAACGAGGAGGUGAGGAAGACGUUGGAUGCCACCAUGCAAACUCUGCAGGACAUGCUGACAGUGGAGGACUUCGAUGUGUCAGACGCCUUUCAACAUAGUCGCUCCACCGAGUCCAUCAAGUCUGUGGCCUCCGAGUCGUACAUGAGCAAGCUGAACAUAGCGAAGAGGAGGUCCAACCAGCAGGAGACGGAGAUGUUCUACUUUUCAAAAUUCAAGGAGUAUUUGAAUGGCAGUAAUCUCAUCAUUAAACUCCAGGCCAAACAUGACUUACUGAAACAAACGCUGGGAGAAGGGGAAAGAGCUGAGUGUGGAACCACAAGACCCCCCACUCUACCCCCUAAACCACAGAAAAUGCGGAAACCUAGGCCGUGCUCCACGAAUAACCAUAAACUGUUUAAUGGCAAUAUGGAGACCUUCAUCGAGGAUUCUGGUCAACCGAUUCCCCUGGUGGUUGAAAGCUGUAUCAGAUAUAUUAAUCUAUACGGGUUGCAGCAGCAGGGCAUUUUCCGCGUGCCAGGAUCGCAGGUGGAGGUCAACGACAUUAAGAACUCAUUCGAGAGAGGUGAAGAUCCACUGAUUGAUGACCAAAAUGAGCAGGAUAUAAACUCCGUGGCGGGGGUGCUGAAGCUGUACUUCAGAGGGCUGGAGAACCCUCUCUUCCCAAAGGAGCGCUUCUUGGAUUUGAUCUCCACCAUCAAGUUGGAGUCGGGGGCUGAGAGAGCGCACUACAUCCAGCAGAUCAUCGCCGCUCUUCCUCGGACGGUCAUCAUCGUCAUGAGAUACCUCUUCGCCUUCCUCAACCAUCUCUCCCAGUACAGCGACGAGAACAUGAUGGAUCCUUAUAACUUGGCCAUCUGCUUCGGGCCGACCUUGAUGCCCAUACCUGACGGUCAGGACCCGGUGACCUGCCAGGCGCAUGUCAACGAGGUCAUAAAGACCAUCAUCAUCCAUCAUGAAGUCAUCUUCCCAAACCAGCGCGAGCUGGACGGGCCGGUGUACGAGAAAUGCAUGACCGGCGGCGAGGAAUACUGUGACAGCCCCCACAGUGAACCGGGAACCUUCGAUGAGGCAGAUAACGGGACAGAGCCGCACACUAGUGAUGAAGAGGUCGAGCAGAUUGAAGCCAUCGCUAAGUUUGACUACGUGGGCCGUAGCCUCAGGGAGCUGUCGUUCAAGAAGGGGGCGUCGCUGCUUCUGUACCACAGGGCGUCGGAGGACUGGUGGGAAGGUCGCCAUAACGGCGUGGACGGCUUGAUCCCCCAUCAGUAUAUCGUUGUGCAAGAUUUGGACGAUGCUUUCUCAGAUAACCUCAGCCAGAAGGCGGACAGUGAAGCCAGCAGUGGACCUCUGCUGGAGGAAAGGUCUUCAUCCAAAAAUGACCUGACAUCUCCGUGUGAGCAAUCCCCAGAUUACAGCUUUGGAGGAGGCAUGGGAAGCAGAGUCAGGUUGCGAUCCGAUGGCGCUGCAAUCCCUCGCCGACAGAGCGGUCCAGAAACCCAAAGCCCCACCAGAGCGGCUGACCCCCCCCCGCGGGCUGCAGCCUGCCCCAGCAGCCCGCACAAGAUGUCCAUCAGCAAGGCUCGUGUGGAGAGUCCGGAGAAAAGGCGCCUCGGUACCUUCGGUAGUGCGGGCAGUAUCAACUACCCAGACAGAAAGGCGUAUCCCGAGGGUCACCCGCUGAGACCGGCGUCGGGGGCCACGCGCCACAGCAGCCUCGGGGAUCACAAGACUCUGGAGACUGAGGCGCUGGCUGAGGACAUAGAGAAGACCAUGACCACAGCUCUCCACGAGCUCCGUGAACUGGAGCGGCAGAACACGGUCAAACAGGCCCCCGAUGUGGUGCUGGACACUUUAGAGCCGAUGAAGAACCCGGUGGGCUCGGAGCCGGGCAGCCCGCUUCACACCAUCAUGAUCCGUGACCCGGACGCAGCCAUGCGCCGCAGCAGCAGCUCCACGUCCGAGAUGAUGACCACCUUCAAGCCCGCUCUGUCUGCUCGCUUGGCCGGAGCUCAGCUCCGCCCCCCGCCCAUGAGGCCCAUGCGGCCCCCUCCCACGCAGCACCGCUCCAGCAGCUCCAGCUCCUCCGGGGUCGGUAGCCCCGCUGUAACUCCCACCGAGAAAAUGUUUCCCAAUAACAGCACGGCUUCAGGGUCCAAUGUCUCCAGCGAUAGUGGAGACAAAACAGGUACUAUGUAACGGGGGGGGAGGGGGGGGGUCUCGUGAAGCUUUGGAAACCGGAGGGACUCUCAUGGAAGCAAAUAGUGUUGUCUGUGAGAAGUUUUAGACUUGUAAACCUCAGCGCUCUUUGAAACUUGACAGUAAAUGUGUACAAACAAAGUAGUUAUACCUCAGUUCCAGCAGAAACCUGUGGCCAUUUCUCACUUCAGAGGCACAUUUAAUGCGAGUCCAGCAAUACUUGUGGGAAUUUGGGUCUUCGGAGUUCGUCCGUUUUGUCCGUUGAUGUGUGAAGACUCCUCAUUCUGGAUGGUUUGAUCGUUCAGACAAAAACAUCUGGAUGUAGGAGGUAUGGAGGACGUAUUUUCUGGACUAUAAGUCACGUUUUUUUUGAUAGAUUGGCCAGAGGUGCGACUUAUUCUCAGGAGUGGCUUAUUUGUGAUUAUUCGUUACUUUCCCACCAGCAACUAGCUAGCUUUUAACAAUUGUUUGCCACUAACAACCACUAGAGGGCGCCGUAGGUUUGUGUGUCAAUAUUUGCUGCUGACAGAAAUGCAGAAGAAGAAGAGGUGCCGUCCAAAACAAACAUGGCUGAUCGUUUUCCUCAUGAACGUUAGGAUUUUUUCUUAUUUGCUUCAAGACAUUUUUAUUAUUGUUUUUAUUUUUCUCUACUUGGACAGAGCCAUCAAACAGGGUUACAAACGGACAGAAAAACAGCUGAAAACAGUCAUUCAGAUGAAGCUCCUGCAGGCUACAAGCUAACGAUCUCUGUAAGAAAAAGACAAAGACUGAAAAACCUGGACACGGAGAUCAUAGAUGCUUUUGUAGAACUCUUCAAAAUAAAUAAACGUAAUCUCUCAACAUCAUCCGCAUCUUCCGUGAAUUUUAAACGAGAUAUAAAGUCAAAACCUCCAUCAUGUAGUGGUGAGGCUAAAAGACAGCCUCUCCACACGCAAUGGGAGCGUCUAGUUUAUGAGCACAUUUUGGACAAGCUUUGAGCAAAGGGCUUGGGAUUGAUUAGAAUUACCAGAAUCAAUUCGAUUACGAUUUUUUUCAAUUCUUCAAUUAUAUUCAAUUUGGAGUUUACACAUUUAUACACAUUUGUUUAGAAAUCCAUUAAUCAUCUAAUAUAUGUUUUGAAUAUAUCUAUAUUAAUCUGAUCCA